Molecule: messenger RNA, 1671 nt
Organism: Nilaparvata lugens (brown planthopper)
Lineage: Eukaryota; Metazoa; Arthropoda; Insecta; Hemiptera; Delphacidae
Product: INO80 complex subunit C
Exons: 2
Coding region: 187-654 (155 amino acids)
Biological process (GO): chromatin remodeling
Cellular component (GO): Ino80 complex
Source: RefSeq, a predicted model, not a curated record
GUGUAAACAAAAUUGAAGGGAUUCUCAACGUCAACAUAACCUAAAAUAUUUUGAGUUUAUUUUUAUAAUAAUUCAUUAUUUUUCUUUAAUAUUUAGAGAUUAUAUUACUCAAGAAAUGAAAAAUAUCAGUUAAUACUAUUCAACUUAUAGGUCUUAUUCAAAUUCAAGACUUGAAACAGGUUGACAAUGGUGAAACGUAAACCACCACGGGAAGUUGCCAGCCAGCAAAUCAUUGACGUUGAAACCACUGAGCUGCCAGUCAUUGUAAGUUCAUCUGUAGUAUCAAGUCCAGUUCCACCCGAAGAAGAACCCAAAGAAGAAAAGAAGCUCAUUUUCAAAGAUGCACAGUUCCAACACACUAGCAAGGUGAAUACAAAGAAGAAAGUGUGGCGCUCUCUGAAGCAGAUCAUAGCGCAAGAACGGGCCUUGCCGUGGCCUAGAGACACGCAGCACUACAGUUCCAUUGAAGCGCCACCCUCAUUCAGGCCACCAAAAAAGUAUUCAGACAUAUCCGGCCUACCUGCCAAGUACACCGAUCCUCAAACCAAGCUGUUCUAUGCUUUGGCUGAAGAAUUUGCGACUGUGCGUAGCUUACCAAGUGAUAUCAUUAAUGGAUACCUCACUCUGCGAGGUGCCAACAACCCUAUUGGUUGAUUCAACUUUAUUGAUUUAUUCAAAUCACUCCGAGCAUUCAAAACUUAGGAUGAUAGAAAAAUAAUAUAUAAUUAACUAACUAAGGAGUCCAAUGAUAUCAUUCAGUCACUGUUAAAUUAGUCAGACAUGCCAUAAUUUAAGAUUUGACCAGUUGAAUUUUAUAUAUUGCCAUCAUUUUAUUUCAUUUCAUUCAUUGAUCCAAUUAUCAAAGUCAUAUUAAAAUUAAAGACAAGCGGUUUGAUGGUGAAGAAUUCUGUAGGCAACUGUAUGCUUAUACACUUGUAUGCAUCUCAAUUCAAUAUUAGAUACAGUGUUGUAUAUUGUAUUUGAAUAUGUACCUGGUGGGGAGAGAGAUGUAUAUGUAAUUGAGAUAAAGGAAAGACAAACUAAAACCAGGUUUUCAGGUGGAUGUAAUGAUGAAAUCAAAAAUGACAAUUUACUAUAUAAUUUAUUAAAUUUUAUCAUAUAUUUACAUUAUUUAACAAAAUCAAGAUUACUGGUUCAAAAAGGAAAUACAUUUUUGAAAAAAUAUAUGAAAUUUACUAUAACAAACAAUCAAGAUUUCUGAUUAUAAUAAUCAAUAAUAAGGGCUACUUGCUACAAAUUGAUUGACCUGAUUGUAUUAAUAAAUAUUUGUUGAAGUUUUUGUUUGUAAUUUUGUAAGACUAUAAAAAAAUGUAAACACUGUUCACUAUUUUAUUGUAAUGGACUAAGUUUCGAAGAUUGAUUUGUAUCUUUAGAAAUGGGUUAGAAAUUAAUUAAUCUUUUGUAAUUUUGUGCAUGCCAUUAUUUAAUACUGUAAACUUAGAACACCUAUGACUCAACAUUGUAAGUCAAUUUUUUUACUACUUUUUAUAAUGUAACAUUUUGAAUAAUUAGAAAUAAUCUUCAUAUGAAGAUUCGUCGUUUAUUGCUACAAACAAUCAAGAUUUCUGAUUAUAAUAAUCAAUAAUAAGGGCUACUCGCUUGCUGAUCUGUGGUCGUUCAGGUUUUUUGAAAUAAAAACAAAUUAUUAUU